AUGUUGAAAACUACUCUAACACUAGCCAUUGUAGCCACAGCAGUUCUUGCUGACUCAAAUGUGUUCACUUUGGAAUUCGAGAGGGAGAAUGAAGGCCCAACAAUCAAUCUUCCAGAUAGUUUCACUAUGGAGACUGCUCUUUACAUCGAGUCUGAGAACGGCUCAUGGACAGACCCCAAGACUCACGUGGUCUGGUACUGCGAUGGAGAAGGUGACAGAUUCAAAGUUGAGCACAAGCACCCAGAGACAGGUAAAGUUCUUCAAACAAUCUUCACUGACUUCAAAAAGAAAGUUGAACUAACCCACAUCGCUGAAUCCAACAAAUGCACAAAGAAGGAGACCACAGGAUUGAAUCUCAAGAGGUUCCUUAAGCAAAUUUUCCACAAGGACAGCCCAAUGUUCGAGUACGUUGGAUUCGUUAUCCCUGAAUUCGAUAAGUUGGACAAAUAUCACGCCUUCGUGACUAAGGAAGAAGGUGUCCCAGUUCACCAAAGAGCAACUCAAUUCUACUUCGACUCAACUGGCGUCUCCAACUGGGUUAAGUUCUACAAACCAGAGAACCAAUCUGAGCUCCACAACAUUAUGGCAGUCAAAGAACACAAAUUCCAAGAUUCAUGCUUUGCAAUGGAUAACUGCCAUGAGAAUAUCGCUCAAUCAUAUAUUGAGGAGUACCUUAAGAGCCCUGAACAAUACAAGGCUUACUUUUGA
Molecule: messenger RNA, 708 nt
Organism: Stylonychia lemnae
Lineage: Eukaryota; Ciliophora; Spirotrichea; Sporadotrichida; Oxytrichidae
Source: the annotation of a GenBank genome assembly